CACUACACAACACUAUCGCUGAGUGAAGUUUUGUACAGAUUAAUGAAGAGUACAUUUUGUCCAGUGCCCCCGCAGCGACCUAAGCCCGACUCCAAAACAUGUUAUCUGCAGUGGAGAACCCGAAUAAGUUGCAGCACGACAGAGUAGCUUAAACGUUAGCUCUUAAAUGUGUCAACGUUACCCUGAAAUGGACCGAGAGCCCUCUAUUUCACAGACACGCUGGGAGCUACAGUAGAGGUGGGCAGGAUGGGGGAGCGGGCGGUCAGCGGCUCUGUGGCUGCCAUCUCUCCGGUGCAGCAGAUGCUGGCUUCUGGCACUGGAGCCCUCCUCACAUCUAUUUUUGACCCGCCGCUCGUACCUGUUCCACGAAAAGACACACAUCCUGCAACGAGCCGGAAAUGCUUCAUGUAUUGUAACGGGCUGAUGGAUCACGUCUAUGUGUGUCAGACUGGAACCAGUUGCACCAGCUGGUACAAAACACCAACCCAUUUCAGUGGGACGCUUGAUGCCUUUGUGAAGAUAACUCGGCACGAAGGUUUCAGAUCUUUGUGGAGUGGACUGCCACCAACACUGGUGAUGGCUGUCCCUGCCACGGUCAUCUACUUCACCUGCUACGACCAGCUGCGGGACUUCCUGAGAUACGGCCUGGGUUUCCAGGGCAGCCACAUCCCUCUUGUUGCUGGGGGUCUGGCCAGAUUGGGGGCUGUGACGGUGAUCAGCCCUCUGGAGCUGGUCAGGACCAAGAUGCAGUCCCGCCAGCUGUCCUACAGCGAGCUGCGGGUGGGUAUCCGCUCGGCUGUGGCUCAGGGCGGGCUGCUGUCCCUGUGGAGGGGCUGGGGACCCACCGUGCUCAGAGACGUACCCUUCUCUGCUUUGUACUGGUUUAACUAUGAGCUGAUGAAGGCUCGGCUGUGUGAACAGUCCCGGAUGAAUCAGGCCAACUUCUCCAUCAGCUUCACUGCAGGAGCCGUCUCUGGAGCUAUCGCUGCGAUCCUGACGCUGCCUUUUGACGUGGUGAAGACACGGAGACAAAUCCAGCUGGGAGAAAUAGAUGCUCUGGGAGUUGCCUCAAAGAGAACAACGUCCACAUGGCACAUAAUGAAGUCAAUAUGGGCUGAGAUGGGCUACAGGGGCCUUUUUGCAGGUUUCAUGCCCAGGGUGAUCAAGGUGGCCCCGGCCUGUGCCGUCAUGAUAAGCUCCUAUGAGUUUGGGAAGACUUUCUUCCAAAAAAUGAACCUGGAUCGAGAGCGACUGGGAUCCUGAAUGCUCCGUGUGCUGCUGGGUGACUGUUCACAGCUCGACAUAAGGACAGUCGGGACAAAGUCUCUGACGGACCCGGAUUUGGUUUUGUUUGAACAUAAAUGAAGAGGAUUCACCCACAAAUCAAGGAUGUCUCUCUCUCUGGAAAUGUGGAAAGACUUGAAUAAAACUUGACACACACUUCACAUCCAUGAACACAAUAAUAAUCUUGAACAACAAUCCUGAAAACUCUUUUAUCACGACCUUUAUGCAUGCAGAUUACUUGAGUAAACUUUAACAAAGCGUUUCUUUAAAUAAGAGAAUAAUUGAUUUUCUCUUUCUCUGUGCACAAAAUUAAUCUGCAGGAAAUUGGGGUUAGAGGUAAAUGCUUUGUGGGGAAAUACAAACCUUCUUAAGGGCUGAAAGUACAUCAGUACUGUUGCAUUGGUCUGAGGGAAAUGUUCUCAUUCCCACGUUACAUGGCCUGAACCAACUGCAUGGUGUGUUCAACUGUUUACAGUGCAGAAUCCAGAUACACCCUGCAUUGUCUUCACUGCAUUCCUGUAGCAGUGAAGCAUGGUUUUAAUUUGAUCACUUGGAGCACUAAACAAUUGUAAGACAAGUGUUGUGAAAUGAAAUCAGAAAGAUAAGUACAUGUUUGUUGAAUCCAAGCCUCGUUUGUGAUCUAUUAACUGGAGGAAAGCGGCAGUAAAUGAGACACACAUCCUGAUUGAAGCAAGGCUUCUUUAAAUAUAAAGAAUUUAGCAUUUCAUGUUAUGAUUACAUUGCAAGAAUAUAUGAACAAUUUAGCACAAUUCUUUCUGGAACCAACACACCCAGAUCCAAAAUGACAAAUUUGGCAAAGACUGUUUGGUACCUACCUCCAUGUGAAAUUAUUUGAAUAUCUGUCCUACAAUAAAGAUUAUAUAAAAGCUACAACACUGGAUCAUAAAACAAAAAAUGUAUGCCUUUACCUGAAAUGUGUCUCCUCUGAUUUUUUUAAUGAAUUAAAUGGAAGUAAAUGUUGAGAUGGCUUGCA
Molecule: messenger RNA, 2278 nt
Organism: Notothenia coriiceps (black rockcod)
Lineage: Eukaryota; Metazoa; Chordata; Actinopteri; Perciformes; Nototheniidae
Gene: slc25a39
Product: solute carrier family 25 member 39
Exons: 11
Coding region: 247-1263 (338 amino acids)
Biological process (GO): mitochondrial transmembrane transport
Cellular component (GO): mitochondrion
Source: RefSeq, a predicted model, not a curated record